AUGGCUGAUCAUCAGCUCUUUGAAUUUGACGAUGAGAGCGAGUUCGUCAGCUCACCCACAAACACAAUGGCCGAUUCAGCAAUAUACUUUGAACAUGCCGGAGCAUCGUCUGGUCGAGGUACUCCUACUCUCUUCCCACCAGCGCUGAUCAACGAAGAAGACGACGAUGAGCACGACGAUAAUAAUAAUAGUAAUACACCAACAUCUCCAGAUCACAGCAACCGUAAAGCCAUACCGCAUCAUCAACAGCGUAUCAUUGUCGCUGGAGUCGAAAUGGCUCGAUCGCCGAGUAUUCCCAUCGCUGGAUCAUCAUCAAGGAGGAAUGACCACAAUAACAACAGUAAUAAUAUAUUGGGACAAGUUACAAACUCGAUGGUACUUGAAGUACAUCAAUUCCAGUCUCAUGAUGCAGCACAGUCGUUUGGACGAUCUGUUGGUGGUAGUGGUGGUGUAGCUGCAGCAGUGCAAGAGCAGCCGAAUGAGGAAGUCAAGGUUGGGUUGGAGGAUUUUGAGAUGCUGAGUGUUAUAGGCAAGGGUGCAUUUGGGAAGGUUUACCUUGUCAGGUUGAAGGGUACUUCUCGUGUGUUUGCUCUCAAAGUAUUGAAAAAGGCUUCUAUUGUACUGCAUUCCAAAACUCAUGAACAUACUCGAAAUGAACGAACCAUACUCGAAGAAGUCCGACACCCCUUCAUCGUCAAGCUCUACUAUGCCUUCCAAACUCUCGAGAAGCUCUACCUGGUCCUCGAAUAUGCUCCUGGAGGAGAACUCUUCAACCAACUCGCCAUUGAACGCAUGCUGUCUGAAGAAGCCACAUCCUUUUAUAUCGCAGAAUUAUUGUUAGCUAUCGAACAUUUACACAACCUCGGUAUAAUCUAUCGAGACUUGAAGCCUGAAAACUGCUUGCUGGACAAGGACGGACAUAUCUUGCUUACGGAUUUCGGUUUGUCAAAGACGAGCUUGGAGGCAAAGACGGUUUGUGGCACUGUGGAGUUUAUGCCGCCAGAGAUUAUACUUGAGCAAGCGUAUGACAGGACGGUAGAUUUCUGGGCUUUGGGUAUCAUGACAUUCAACCUGUUGACUGGAUCUGCACCAUUUACUGGCAAUAAUCGUAAAAAAGUUGGAGAGAAGAUUGUUAAGGGCAAGGUUGUAUGUCCCAAUUAUAUGUCUUCUUUUGCCAAGGAUUUCUGUAUUCGACUCUUACGAAAAUCACCUACUCAACGCCUUGGUUCCGGUGGCAUAGCAGACAUCAAGAAGCAUUCCUUCUUCCGUAAGCUAGACUGGAAGAAGCUAGCUGAACGACAAGUAACACCACCCAUCGUGCCCAAGAUUGAAUCUACCGUCGACGUUAGGAAUUUCCUAGACAGUUUCACAUCUAUGGCUUUGGAAUCACCACCUUCUGCAGAUGGUGCUCCUUCUCUUGGAGUUGGAUCGGUGAAUGUCGAGGAUGCUUUCAAGGGGUUUAGUUAUGUGAACAAGUUCCUGACGUGA
Messenger RNA from Synchytrium microbalum, 1488 nucleotides. RefSeq lists its product as uncharacterized. The transcript is spliced from 6 exons. Bases 1 to 1488 code for a protein of 495 amino acids. Gene Ontology annotation, molecular function: ATP binding; protein serine/threonine kinase activity. The record is from RefSeq and is a predicted model, not a curated record. Gene Ontology annotation, biological process: protein phosphorylation. NCBI's taxonomy places the organism in Eukaryota, Fungi, Chytridiomycota, Chytridiomycetes, Synchytriales, Synchytriaceae.